Molecule: messenger RNA, 1207 nt
Organism: Nicotiana tabacum (common tobacco)
Lineage: Eukaryota; Viridiplantae; Streptophyta; Magnoliopsida; Solanales; Solanaceae
Product: MOB kinase activator-like 1A
Source: RefSeq, a predicted model, not a curated record
UGGGAGAGAGAGGGGAGAAGAAGUCUUUGUAUCCUUCUUGACCUCUCCAUUGCCAGUCUGUAAUAUACUCAUUAAUCAUUAUACACUUUUUUCUCGUUUAUUUAUAUGAUGAUAUGAAUACAACACAUAUUAUUGUAUAAAAGCCUACACCCCUUUCCUUAUUUGGACCAAUCUUCAUUACUCAAUUAUCUCUUGGCAAAAAAAAAAAUCAUGAGUCUUUUUGGCCUUGGAAGCAGAAACCAGAAGACUUUUCGUCCUAAAAAAAAUGCUCCAUCAGGAAGCAAGGGUGCACAGCUCAAAAAACACAUAGAUGCUACUUUGGGUAGUGGGAAUUUGAGGGAAGCAGUGAGGCUACCGCCUGGAGAAGAUCUACAUGAGUGGCUGGCUGUAAAUACUGUUGAUUUUUUCAACCAAGUGAAUAUAUUGUAUGGCACUCUCACUGAAUUCUGCACUUCAUCAAGCUGUCCAACAAUGUCUGCAGGGCCAAAGUACGAGUAUCGUUGGGCUGAUGGAGUAAAUAUAAAGAAACCCAUAGAAGUUUCUGCUCCAAAAUAUGUGGAUUAUCUGAUGAGUUGGAUAGAAACUCAGCUAGAUGAUGAAUCAACUUUUCCUCAAAAUUUGGGUACGCCAUUUCCGCCUAAUUUUCAAGAUGUGGUGAAGACAAUAUUUAAGCGAUUAUUUCGUGUAUAUGCUCAUAUCUAUCAUUCACAUUUCCAAAAGAUUAUCAGUCUACAGGAAGAAGCUCAUAUGAAUACCUGCUUCAAGCACUUUGUUCUGUUCACAUGGGAGUUCCGCUUAAUUGACAAGGCAGAACUAGCACCUCUGUAUGAGCUCAUUGAAUCUAUUCUGCAGCUUUAGCGCUGUGCUGUGAUUCAUUUUCUACAUUCUUUUUUCUUUCUUUCGAUGAUUCAUUGAUUAGUUUGAGUGAAGAGAAGAUGGUUAUGUUGAUGGAUCGGGAAACCCGAAAAACAUGGGAACCUGUUCCAGAAUUUACUUCAUUUAUAAGAACUUUCAUGGUUUUGAUAUUGAAUUGUAGUACCUUAUAGAUUUUCCUAGCACUCUUUGUAAUUGAAUAAGCUAUUUUACAAAAGUGUGUUACUGUAAAGGAAAUGGCAUAUUUUAUGUCUUAGUUCAAAGACUACAUAUGAUGAAAAGGCAAUGCUUGUCCACUGGAUUUUGUUAUAUUUGAAAUUUGGAGGUUAACUGA